Messenger RNA from Peromyscus eremicus (cactus mouse), 1753 nucleotides. RefSeq names its product F-box protein 39 (gene Fbxo39). The coding region runs from base 211 to 1542 and encodes 443 amino acids. The transcript has 4 exons. The record is from RefSeq and is a predicted model, not a curated record. NCBI's taxonomy places the organism in Eukaryota, Metazoa, Chordata, Mammalia, Rodentia, Cricetidae. Gene Ontology annotation, molecular function: protein binding.
CGAGGGCAGGGCGCUGCCCGGGUUGCUCUCAGAGUCGGCGUGGGAGCAGCAGCGCGGGCGGAGGGGCAGGCGCGCUCGGCGUCCCUGCAGCCCAAGCGGGGCGCAGCGAGUCGGUAACGGGAGGCCCAAGAGAACACGUGAUUGUAUUUCUUUCCCCAUUUUGGGAAGCCCUGCUCACCACACUACUACACUGUACAUCUGGGUCCUUUGAUGGACGAAGAAGGUGAAGUGAUCCAGCCCCAAGAGCAGAGCUGCUGGGCCACUCUGCCAGAUGUGUGCCUGCGACGUAUUUUCUGGUGGCUAGGAGACAGGGACAGGUCCAGAGCUGCCCUGGUCUGCAGAAAGUGGAACCAGAUGAUGUACUCAGCUGACCUCUGGCGAUACAGGACCAUCACGUUCAGCGGGAGGCCAUCUAGGGUACAUGCAUCCGAAUUUGAGUCAGCGCUCUGGUACGUUAAGAAAUUUGGCCGCUACCUGGAACACUUGGAAAUCAAGUUCCUGAACCCUUACAAUGCUGUCUUGACCAAGAAGUUCCAAGUCACCAUGAGAGGCCUCCUGUCGUGCCUCGGCAAGAGUAACAACCGCCUAAAGUCACUCUCUAUCCAACACCUGGAGCUGGACCGCCUGGUCUGGAGAAACAGCAUCAGGGGGUCACUCAUCAAGAGCUUGAGUUUUUUCUUAAAGAAAAUGGGCAAGCACCUGGACCAUCUCAGCCUGAAAGGGGCCCGGCUGACAGUGGAGCAAGGCUGCCACAUCCUCAACUCCUUGAGCUACCUUCGGAAUGAGAACUUGGCCUCAGAGCUCAACAUUGAGGACUUCUUCAGCCAUCACCUGGCCGUCUAUGGCAGCUCCCAGUUCAACAAGGCCAUGGCUACAUUCCACAACCUGAUGUUCCUAACACUCAACUACAACUGUAUCUCUGACGAGCUGCUCGAGACCUUGAGUGAGAACAAUGCUGGCACCCUCCGGACCAUGAAUAUCAAAUGCCACGUUCAUGACCCCCACGGCCAGGUAGUUUGGGGCAUGUCCUGGGCCAAGCUGGCCAGGCAGGCCAGCAACCUAAAGGUGAACUUCUUCUUCGAGCGAGUCAUGAAGUAUGAGCGCCUGGCCCGGAUCUUGCUGCAGGAGAUUCCAGUCAGAAGCAUCAGCCUAAGAAGUUGCUAUUUCAGUGACCCAGACUGGUCCAUGCGGCCCACUCUGACAGACAUUCUGCCCUCCUUCCGGAACACCCUGCAGAAGUUAACAUUUGAGUUCAACAACAAUCACGAGGCAUUAGAUGAGCAGCUACAUCUCCUCAUCCUGGCUUGCCGAAAGCUGUUUUACUUCAAAAUCUGGGCUUUCCUGGACGUUAAGUUUGUGGAGCGAAUCCUGAAGAGCCAGGAGGAGGGGCAGUGCUCCCUGCGCACACUAAAGGUGAGAAUUUAUACAAACCGAUAUGAGACAAAUGAAGAGGACAGGACCCUACGGGAAAUUUACAGGAAAUACAGAAAGCUGAUCGAUUCAGAACUUAACUAUUUUGUCAUCGCCUACCCCAUGAUGUAAAGAGUGCUCUCCAGAGGAAGACAUCUAGACGCACUUGGGACCUGAAAACCUGGUUCCCGGUGAAUUACAUUUGGGACUCGCAUGCCCUCAUCCCUUUUUCUUCUCUCUCCUUUUUGCCAGUUCUACACCAUCAUGAACAGCCUGGCAAUGGCUGGACUGCUGGUGAUGGCAAGGCCCCCGAGCGUCUUUAAAGUGCUAUCUUUGCCAACAA